GGUGGGUGGCGGCAUGGCCUGGACGUGAGGACAUUUCUGGGCGGGAUUGGCGGCCGGAGGCUAGGCCUGGCGUGCCGCAACCAACCGGUCCAGGCGGCAGGACUGGGCUCUUGUUUGAAACUUUGAGCGACUCUCGCGUGUGCGUGCCCCUUUCAUCCGCGCGUGCCAGCCAUUCCCCUGGGCUCCUUACUUUUCAACCAUUGCAGGAACCUACUCCUACCGAAGGGAUCGGGACGCAGGCUUUGGGAUCCAUCCCCAGUUCCCGCCCGGGGAGCGAGGCCGAGACGCCUUUGGGAGACCUGCUGGGUCAGGUCUCCCUGAGCCGCAGCCGGAAGCGAAAGGGGUCGAGGGGCCCAUAUAGGUCACCUGUCCUUGCGGCCCGCGUCUUCGGCCUGCUUGGGAGCUGCUGGAGCGGAGGCGUAGGGCGGUGUCGGCCCUAGAGUUCUCACAGCUGGUGAACGGGGAUGUGGCUUUGCUGGGCGGGGGCCCCUACAUGCUCUGCACUGAUGGGCAGCAGCUAUUGCGACAGGUCCUGCACCCCGAGGCCUCCAGGAAGAACCUGGUGCUCCCCGACAUGUUCUUCUCCUUCUAUGACCUCCGAAGAGAAUUCCAUAUGCAGCAUCCAAGCACCUGCCCUGCCAGGGACCUCACUGUGGCCACCAUGGCACAGGGUUUAGGACUGGAGACAGAUGCCACAGAGGAUGACUUUGGGGUCUGGGAAGUCAAGACAAUGGUAGCUGUUAUCCUCCAUCUACUCAAAGAGCCCAGCAGUCAAUUGUUUUCGAAGCCCGAGGUGAUAAAGCAGAAAUACGAGACGGGGCCUUGCAGCAAGGCUGAUGUGGUGGACAGUGAGACUGUGGUACGGGCUCGUGGGUUGCCGUGGCAGUCAUCAGACCAGGACGUGGCUCGCUUCUUCAAAGGGCUCAACGUGGCCAGGGGUGGUGUAGCACUCUGCCUCAACGCCCAGGGCCGCAGAAAUGGCGAGGCCCUCAUCCGCUUUGUGGACAGCGAGCAGCGGGACCUAGCGCUGCAGAGACACAAGCACCACAUGGGCGUCCGCUAUAUUGAGGUGUAUAAAGCGACAGGGGAGGAGUUUGUAAAGAUUGCAGGGGGCACAUCACUAGAGGUGGCUCGUUUCUUGUCACGGGAAGACCAAGUGAUCCUGCGGCUGCGGGGACUGCCCUUCUCGGCUGGGCCAACGGACGUGCUUGGCUUCCUGGGGCCAGAGUGCCCAGUGACUGGGGGUACCGAGGGGCUGCUCUUUGUGCGCCAUCCUGAUGGCCGGCCGACUGGUGAUGCCUUCGCCCUCUUUGCUUGUGAGGAGCUGGCACAGGCUGCACUGCGCAGGCACAAGGGCAUGCUGGGUAAGCGAUACAUUGAACUCUUCCGGAGCACUGCAGCCGAAGUGCAGCAGGUCUUGAACCGCUAUGCAUCCGGCCCACUCCUUCCUACACUGACUGCCCCACUGCUGCCCAUCCCCUUCCCACUGGCACCUGGGACUGGGAGGGACUGUGUACGCCUCCGAGGCCUGCCCUACACGGCCACCAUUGAAGACAUCCUGAGCUUUCUGGGGGAGGCAGCAGCUGACAUUCGGCCCCACGGUGUACACAUGGUGCUCAACCAGCAGGGCCGGCCAUCGGGCGAUGCCUUCAUUCAGAUGACAUCAGCAGAGCGAGCCCUAGCUGCUGCUCAGCGUUGCCAUAAGAAGGUGAUGAAGGAGCGCUACGUGGAGGUGGUCCCCUGUUCCACAGAGGAGAUGAGCCGAGUGCUGAUGGGGGGCACCUUGGGCCGCAGUGGCAUGUCCCCUCCACCCUGCAAGCUGCCCUGCCUCUCACCACCUACCUACACCACCUUCCAAGCCACCCCAACGCUCAUUCCCACGGAGACGGCAGCUCUAUACCCCUCUUCAGCACUGCUCCCAGCUGCCAGGGUGCCUGCUGCCCCCACCCCUGUUGCCUACUAUCCAGGGCCAGCCACUCAACUCUACCUGAACUACACAGCCUACUACCCAAGCCCCCCAGUCUCCCCCACCACUGUGGGCUACCUCACUACACCCACUGCUGCCCUGGCCUCUGCUCCCACCUCAGUGUUGUCCCAGUCAGGAGCCUUGGUCCGCAUGCAGGGUGUCCCAUACACGGCUGGUAUGAAGGAUCUGCUCAGCGUCUUCCAGGCCUACCAGCUACCCGCUGAUGACUACACCAGUCUGAUGCCUGUUGGUGACCCACCUCGCACUGUGUUACAAGCCCCCAAGGAAUGGGUGUGUUUGUAGGAGAGAAAGCCAGGAGGUAAGAGCCAGCUGAUAUCCUCGGCGAACAUGUCUCUCCUGAGUCCAGAAGACCAGCACCCUCAACCUGGUAGCUUCUUUCUGGCUUGUCAAAGCUCUCAGAAGGUACCUAGAGGAGCCCAAGCCCCAGCUCCAUCCUCCACUUAUUCUGCCUGUUUCCCCCAAAGACAAUGGCUGGACCCUGCAUGCAGGGCUGGGGGUGGAAUGGGGCUAACCAGCUCCUGAUGGCCUGAGCCAGGCAUCUUGACUGGCACCUGGAGAGCCCUUAAGUCUGUCCUGGCUGUGGCCCAUGCCGACAGAUAUCGUGGGGCUGACAGGUCCACGGCAGGCUUGCUUUCUUUUAUAAAAUGGAAGCUCUGGUACCUUCAAUGUAUGACUCCUGGGAGAAUCAAGGGUCCAUCUGAGCCUCUGAGUAAAGAUCCCAAUGUUCUACCUCUCCCUGUCCCUCUUGUAGGGGAUAGGGAGGCAGAGAGAGCCAGCCCCUACCCUCAGAGUAUCUGGACCUCAGAGACCAUGUUGUGCCAGGGGUGGUCCCACCUAAAGAUGCUAGCCCCUCUCCAGGUGGGCAUAAGGAGUAACAGAUGGCAAAACCACAAACUAUUUUGAUGGACUGUGCUGCAGUAUCACCAGAAGACAUUAGGGGGCAGUAGGCCCCCACACAAAACCUUCAGGCUUGAAUUUUAAAGGGGAGGACUUUCUGCCAACUUUUCUUGUAUGCCUUGGGAAAGCCAGUUGCCCUGAACCCAGCAGACACCAUGGAAUGUCCUUUGCACGCAUUAAAUGGUACAGAACUGAAGCCUCGGAAGCAAUUUGGAACUCGAUCUUCUCUUCCUUAAAUGAAAAGUUAUUGACCAAAUGGACUUUUUAAAAGACACAGGACCCUUAACUUUGCCCCAAAGUGAGGGGCUCCACACCAACCCCAGGCGGAGGAACACUCAGACAGAUUAAGGAUACUGUUGACCUGUCACUGUUUAUUAUUUCAGCACUAAAACUGAGGAGCCUCAACUGCUGGCUCUUCUUCCCUUUGUAUUUGUGUAAGGAGCACUGCACUCCCAUAAAAGGUUUUAAAAUACAAAAUGUACAAGAACACACAAUUCCAAGUGCUGUAAACAUAACUGAGAACCAGUUCCUUUACUAAACAUCCAUUUUAUAAAACACAAGGUUUCAAUUUGAGCCCA
Molecule: messenger RNA, 3462 nt
Organism: Homo sapiens (human)
Lineage: Eukaryota; Metazoa; Chordata; Mammalia; Primates; Hominidae
Gene: ESRP2
Product: epithelial splicing regulatory protein 2
Exons: 14
Coding region: 494-2269 (591 amino acids)
Cellular component (GO): nucleus
Molecular function (GO): nucleic acid binding; mRNA binding; RNA binding
Source: RefSeq, a predicted model, not a curated record